Molecule: messenger RNA, 3557 nt
Organism: Anarrhichthys ocellatus (wolf-eel)
Lineage: Eukaryota; Metazoa; Chordata; Actinopteri; Perciformes; Anarhichadidae
Gene: reeld1
Product: reeler domain containing 1
Exons: 6
Coding region: 76-2061 (661 amino acids)
Cellular component (GO): membrane
Source: RefSeq, a predicted model, not a curated record
GGCGUGGUCUUGUUCUCUUUGGCUCCCUCCACCCUGACGUUCUCCCGCGGUGCCGGCCACGCCUCGUGUCGGGACAUGAUUCCCGGCCACAUCCGCGCUCAACCACGGGAUCCGAAGCGGGUCCAUGUCGCUCUGCGCACAUCCGCCUCUUCUUACCUACCUGGACAGUUUGUAACAGUGACGGUCCAAAGCUCUCGGGACUUCAUGGGUUUCCUGCUCCAGGCUCGCAGUUUGGAGGGUCCCGGAGUCGGAGCCAGAACCGGAGCCAGGUCUACGGGCGUGGCCCCGCAGCUGGUGGGCGGCUCCUGGACCCUCACACCGCCCGGCACCCACACCCUGCGCUGCCUCUCGGAGGAUGACACCCUCACGCACUCGGACAAACAGCUGAAGAGAAACCUGUCGUUUGUGUGGAGGGCCCCCGAGGGCCCCAUGGGAGACAUAAGGUUCUACAUCACAGUGGUGCAGUCUUACUUUGUAUACUGGGCAGGUAUCGAGUCUGCAGUGGUGCUUGAUGGGAGUCGUCGUCCUUGGACUAGGAGUAACAUCAGCGUGGUGGAUGGAGGGAACUCUGCACUACAGGAAGAUGAAGUUACCGCUCUGCCAGCCCAUAAAGCAUCAAACAAACAAACGAAGCAGACAGCCAGCCAUGCUAUUACCCUCGGACCAGUAUCUCGUCCAGUCUCGGAGACAAACCACUUGACCAACCAGGUGGGCAAUGAAAGAAAGAACAGAGCUAUUAUUUUGGGAUCUAAUCAAAAUACUACCAAAGGCAGUGAGAAUGAAACCUAUAGAACUUCAGGAUCCGUCUCAGGUGAGGCUGAAGAGGCAGGAACGGACACAGGAAGCUCCAAGGACCCCAAAAGCUCUCUUCAGUUGACCAACCAUGUUCCUACCACCACAGCUAUACCUUCAACCAAGCACGGCUUCCACGAUGCAAAUCUCUCAAGAUCCACAUCUCAGAAUCCAAGAGAGACAAUUCAGGACCAAACUAGAUCAGUAAAGUUUGUGACCCAGAGUAGCUCAUCGCAGCCCUGGAGGACUAGCGAGUCCCACACGAGUUUAAUCAAGGAUGAAAAGGGUCGCCAGUCCGUGCCUCGGACCCAGAAUCUUCACCUCAAACCUUCUCUCCACUCGCAAACUUCUUCAACCAAACCUCUUCUUCACUCUCAAACUGGUCCAAGCCAUAUCUUUCCGUUCUUCCAAGAACCUUCAUCUAUGUCCCGAACCUCUUUAUCAUUCAUUCUCCCAUCCAAGACCCCUACCCUUCAGUCCUUCGUCAAGACCCAGACAACUCCACCCCUCAGUCAGGCCUAUUCUCUAUCCAUCCAUGUCUUUCCCAUCAAACCCAUGAACAGUUUACCUCAGCCUGAAAAUAGUCCAUCUGGACCCAAAACUCGAUCAAGGAAAACCAGUCCACAUCAGCUUCGAGGUUCAGCCCCGCUAUCCACUACCUCCCCUCACCCAGAACCCUCUCCAGCUCCCCGGCGCUCUCUCUACGACCCUCUCACAUCUUCCACCCCUAUACCUUCCAAGCAACUUACCCUAGGUCAGAGGUUGCCAAUCCAGAACCACAUUGAAUCAUCUGAUACUGAGCCCAACCUCAAACUACAAACACCAAGAACAGUGGUUCACCCAAACCCUGAACGCCAUCCAAACCUCGACCCGAACUUCGACUUAAAUUUUGGCCACAUGUUGAAACCAAACAUUCCCAAAACCGACACUAAACCCAAACCUCCCUCCAAACCCCCCGAUACUCCAGACAAGGAGGGGAAGUAUCCAGACAUUAACGCCAGACACAGUGCGUGGGAGCUGGGCAUGCUGCUGGGCUGCUCGGCGGGCUUGGGCAUGGUGCUGGUGGUCGGGGUGAGGUACAUGUGCCGCCAGGCCUGCGGCAAACAAACAGAGGUGACGCUGAACGACAGGGAGACGGAGUACGGGAGAGGCGAGAGAGGGCUGCUCCACGUCCAGGAGUGUGGAGAUCUGGUCCGAGUCCGGAGAAUCAGAGAGAACAGUUUUGUGCUCCUGGCAGAGUACGAUGUUCUGCCCUCACCUGGAGACUGAAGGCUGCCUACAGAGAUAGUUUAAGGUACUAAAAUAUUUCAUAAGGGCAGAAAUAAUCCCACUGGGUAAGAUGCCCUGAGCAACAUUAGAUUAAACUAAAGUAGUGUAGCAUUCUGUUACUAACUGAAAAAUACCAAUUUAUCUUGAUUAAUGGUAGCUAGAUAGCCUAGCAUGAAUUUCCCAUUAGCUUCUAAACCAAGAUAGCUUACAGCAUUCUAAAAACAUGAAACUAAUGGUCAAACAUGAGUGAAACAAGGUUUCACAAAACACCUUAUUCUUACCUCCAAUAACAUUGGGGAUAAUGAUGUUUGUCAGUCCUUCUGUCGUCGUGGUCCAGAACAAGAUGAAUAGCUUUGGGCCAGAUUGCCCAUUGUUUAGCAUGAAGUUAAAAUGUUUGAUGGCUAACAACAUAUCUCAAGAAUUACUUGGCAGAUCAGGAAAUUAGCCAUGGAUAUUCAUGAUCCUCAGAGGAUGAAUCAUAGUGAGUAUUUAGGCUAAGCUUUCGUCUCGCACCCCCAUUCAUGCUCUCUGGGAGAUGAACCCUUUUCCGAUUUAGACUUUUCGACUUUUAGAGUUUUUGACUGAGGCCAAAAUAUGAACUUUGGGACAUCAUUUGAGACUUUUAGCUGCACCACCGAUGCUCUAAAUGAAAAAUGACUAACAUGAAGUUUGUGUAAUGGCAAAAAUAUGUUUUUUAACACAGACACUGUUUAAGGACAGCAGUCUCUCUUGAUUUAGUAGUUAAUCAUUAAGUUUUGAACCUGAUGCACUGUUUGUUUUGUGGGAUGUGUUAUGAUCCUCACCCGAGGACGAAAGAUGAACGUCCUGAUUGAAACCAAAUAACGAGCAGAUCAAUACAGCCUGCGCAGAGAAACUUGUUCUCUCCUAUGUAUGAGUUACGAAAUGGGAGUGAGCCUCUUCUCCUUUAAAAUGUGUGUUUCUGAUACUUGGUUGAGACAGCCUCUCUACUGUACACUGAAAUAUGUGUCUGUUGAGACGCUCUCCUGCUUGCAAGCAUUAUUAAAUGACGAAAACGUUGAUUCUCUCAAGACUCUGUUUAUUGACAUAGAUAGAAAAAACUUUGACUCUUCUCCCGAUUGAUCAUAGAAAUCUUCCAUAACAUUUGUUCCACCCACUUCCAUACUGUGGAGUGUAUAACUGUACCCUCAAGGGGCCAUUAGCAAGUUCGCAGGAGUUUUGAUCUUGUUUUUUCAAAAUAGCUAACUCGUGCUCAAGAAAAUGUUCUUGGCUUAGUGUUGUGUCCUCUAGAGUUUUUCUGCCUCCAACAUGUUUAGAGAAUUAAAGCAACAAUCUGCUUCCUGAUAGAAAGGAUAUUUAAAGACAAGGCUAGGAUGACAUACACCAUUCAGUGGACACUUUUUUGUUUGAUGAAUAGAAAGCGUUGGUGAUGCAAAGGCUGUAAAUCCAGCUCUGUAGUUGUGAAAUUGGAUAAAGUAUUUGUAAAAAAGCAGGAUUUACCUGCAUAAUAAAGUAUA